Messenger RNA from Suhomyces tanzawaensis NRRL Y-17324, 1980 nucleotides. RefSeq lists its product as uncharacterized. Gene Ontology annotation, cellular component: cytoplasm. The record is from RefSeq and is a predicted model, not a curated record. Bases 312 to 1883 code for a protein of 523 amino acids. The transcript has a single exon. Lineage: Eukaryota; Fungi; Ascomycota; Pichiomycetes; Serinales; Debaryomycetaceae. Gene Ontology annotation, biological process: phosphatidylethanolamine biosynthetic process; phosphatidylcholine biosynthetic process. Gene Ontology annotation, molecular function: choline kinase activity; ethanolamine kinase activity.
GCCUGGUAUCCCAUCGAGACUCGUUGCAUCGUUCGUCCCACGUCAGUCAAGCACCUCACCCCACCCGACCUCCGUCGCUGCGAUCUGCCACGCUUGUCCCAACUGACACGUUAUUGCUCCAGAACCACCACAAAGAACAAUAGACUGCGGCUGUUCACGACACUAACCGUACUCGAAACCAGACCACAAGCCUCCAUCCCAGCUGCAUUGAAGCAGACACCAUCCACUGCUGUCACCAAACCACCAGCAUCGCCCGCAGCCGUCAUUUGCAUUCCAGGAACCUACCCUACUCACACCGAAGUAUAUCUGCCAUGUCCUUUGAAACUGUGGGAAACCACUCAUCCUCAGCGUACUGCUUUAUAUCCAACAACAGCGUCCAUUGUGUGCCAGUCAAUUCCUUCAACACGUUUUCCGACAACUUGUUGAACGAAAGCGCCGAUGACUACGCCGACUUCACCCCUGAUAAGCUCUACUUGAAGAACAAGAACUUGUUGUACAGCUUGAACAAUCCGUCAUUAUCCGAUGUGGAGGUAGAAUCUAGCCCGUCCUUGCAGAAUAGCAGCUUGACAUCCACCAGUGCGCUGGGAGCCGUCGCAGAUGACUCCCUAACACUGUCAUCCGUAUCAGUCGAUAACAAUCGGUUGACAUCUAUCAUAAAUAACUACUCGACCCAUGCCGUCUACUUGCCCAAGCUCGUGGUCAACCUCCACGAAAACUUGGACAACGACUUCGUGCAAUUAAGGGGACUUCUCUCCAAGGUGUUUCCUUCAUGGACCGAGCCCGAACAAAUCACCUUCAAGAAGCUCACCGGAGGAAUCACCAACAUGCUUUUGUCCUGCAAAUACAUGGACGAUAGAGUUUUGAUCAGAGUGUAUGGCCACGGAACCAACCUCAUUAUUGAUAGACACCGGGAAUUCAUCCUGCACUUGAUCUUAAACUCUCUCAAUUUAGCACCAGCCAUCCAUUCACGGUUCAAGAAUGGUUUGGUUUAUGGUUUCUUACCCGGUAGAUCCUUAGAUUCCGAAGAAUUGAAUCAUGAAAAUUUAUUUCCUUUGAUUGCCCAGCAAUUGGGAAAUUGGCACAGUAGAGUGCCAAUCAAAGUGAUUGAAGAAGGGUUGGAAAAAUUGCGUGGGUUCUCCAAGAAGUUGAAGGCGAAAGGAAAGCUUAAUGGAACUGCACCUAAUUCAAAUGUCGAGAAUGGUGCUAAACCGGCAAAGAAACCCAAGAAGAGGUCCAUCUCUAACUUGUGGGAAUUGAUCGAAGAUUGGAUCAACAUUGUUCCUGUAAACUCCAAUUUGAUUGCAUCAUUCAAUAAUCAUUUGGAUGUUGAAGUCAACGAGACAAAUCUCAAAGAAAUUAUUGGUUCAGAGUUUGAAUGGCUCAAAAAUGUGUUAGAGAAAUCAAAUUCUCCAACCGUGGUAGCCCAUUGUGAUUUAUUAUCAGGAAAUGUAAUUGUACCAGAUGAAUUUGAUCUUGAAUCCCCUCUAAAGAGUUUACCUAGUCUUGCCGAGAAUCCAAUCAAAUUCAUUGAUUACGAGUACAUGCUUCCUGCUCCUAGAGCGUUUGAUAUAGCCAAUCAUUUGGCAGAGUGGCAAGGGUUCCAAUGUGAUAGAUCUAGAAUCCCAACACCGGAGCCAAAUAAUCCAACUUUGACCAAAUGGGUGAAGGGUUAUUUGAACAAUGAGAAUGCAACUUCCGAAGAGGUUAAUGAGUUGAUUCAAGAAAUUUCUACAUUUUAUGGGUUACCUGGGUUCUACUGGGGCAUAUGGGCAAUGAUUCAGCAUGAAAUCUCUAACAUUGACUUCGAUUACUCUAAUUACGGUAAGUCAAGAUUACAGGAAUACUGGGAUUGGAAGGCUCAAUAUUUAAACAAGACUGUUUAGAUCAAUCUUUAUGCCUGAUUUAUGAUUCAAUUCUUCGAACGCAUUUAAUAUCCUUUAUUUAUAGACAUCAAUGAACCGAAAGCUUAGAGAAGUGCAC